This is a messenger RNA of Coffea arabica (coffee), 553 nucleotides long. Lineage: Eukaryota; Viridiplantae; Streptophyta; Magnoliopsida; Gentianales; Rubiaceae. The record is from RefSeq and is a predicted model, not a curated record.
AGAUUAGCAGCAAUAUCCUACAAUACUGCACUUCCAGAUCAACUCUGAAUGUCUGUAUGAAACCACUAUGUUGCCAUGUAUUGUACUCGCACUUCUUCUGGUUCAAGUCAAAACUGUGUCUCAAGUUUUUGCUGUCUAUCAGAUGCCAUUACUAGAGGAAAUCCAGAUUGUGGCGUCCAUCUUGGAGAAGGGCAGAUUUCAAGUCUGGCAGAUGAAGGAUGUCAGUGCUGCAGCUAUGUUGGAUGAAAGGAUAUCUGCAGUAAUGCUUGUUCAAUUUAUUUUCUGCUCCGAUACAGUAACAUGCAUUUUAUACCCUUUCCGUCCUUGGACCCCAGAAAUAACAAUCGAUUUGUACAUUUUAGGCAGGGAUAAGAAAUUUGAUCAACCAAAUGUUUUAUACAAGGAAAAGAAGUUGGACGCAUUGAUAAUUGGAAUCUUGAUGUCUGAAAUACGUUGUAAUAAAUAAUUGAUUGCUGACUCACUGCUACAACGCAGUUUCAACCUGUUGCUCUUCCAGAAAAUUGCUUUUAAGAACGCUUCCAUAGCUUUCCUG